Messenger RNA from Schistosoma intercalatum, 711 nucleotides. Lineage: Eukaryota; Metazoa; Platyhelminthes; Trematoda; Strigeidida; Schistosomatidae. The record is from the annotation of a GenBank genome assembly.
AUGGAUACAAAUAAUAAUCAAUUCAUCUAUUCAUACUAUUCAUUAAUAUUAACUUGUUUAUCAUUAGUGAAUUUUAUUUUAGCUAUUGGAACAUUGAACAUUGGUAAAUGUUUAUUCAUUAUCCCCUUUUUAGCAAUAUCCUUCAUUAUUUUUAUGAGUGAAUUAUUAUUUCUCAUUCAAUUAUAUCACUAUAGAGAAAAUAAAUUUUUUGGUUAUCAAAUGAUAGAAAAUUUAAUAAAAAAUUUAGUACAAUUUUAUAAUUCAAAUCAAAUGGAACAUUUUAUAUUAGAUUAUAUACAGAAUUAUUUUCAAUGUUGUGGUUAUAAUGAAUGGCAUUAUGAAUGGUAUAACAUUACUAGACAAAUAAUAAAAAAGGAUACAAAUCAAUUUAUUGAUUAUUGGGUACCAAAUUCAUGUUGUAAAAAAAUGUAUCAAAAUGAUAAAUAUUGUGGUUAUGCCAUUUAUCAUAUUCUUAUUAAUAAUAAUGAUUAUUUUAUGAAAUUACUGAAAUCUUAUCAACCAAUAUAUAUACCUAAUAAAUGGUAUAUCAAGUUAAAUAAUGAACCAUGUCCAGAAUUAAUUUAUAUUUGGUUAGGUGAAAUACCUGUGUAUUUAAUAAUGUUUGGUUUAACGGUUAUUGUUGCACGACUACUUUACACUAUAUAUAUUGUAUUAAAUUUUGUUAAAACAAACAAGUAGACUGGGUAAUUU